Musa acuminata subsp. malaccensis (wild Malaysian banana) is the source of this 1418-nucleotide messenger RNA. Its product is annotated as homeobox-leucine zipper protein HOX20. Gene Ontology annotation, cellular component: nucleus. Gene Ontology annotation, biological process: positive regulation of DNA-templated transcription. The record is from RefSeq and is a predicted model, not a curated record. Lineage: Eukaryota; Viridiplantae; Streptophyta; Magnoliopsida; Zingiberales; Musaceae. Gene Ontology annotation, molecular function: sequence-specific DNA binding; DNA-binding transcription factor activity, RNA polymerase II-specific.
AGGGAGUCACCCAGCUCUCAGUUCUGCCAUCUCUCUCUCUCUCUCUCAACCUAUGUGAUACUGAGCUAUGACGAGUCUCAGGGAGCAGGUAGUUUAUGGUGAUGGGUUCUGAGGAGAUGGAGCAGGAGAGAGGAAGAGCGGUCGUGGAGGAGACCACCCACCUUCCCUCCUCUACUCUUUCUCUCACACCCACACAACUGCUUCCUCGGCCGGUGAUGAUGAGAGUCAUCCACACUCGCCUCCCUUAGAAGAAGAAGAACAACAACAACAACGCUUGUCUGAGCGUGAGACAUACAGUGCCUUCGUUUUCUGCGUUCCGCAUCACUACCUCUGGCUUUUGCAUCCUUCUACAAGACCAGACAUGAAGAGAACGCUCGGUACCUCAGAUAAUUCUCUGAUCCACAACUGCUCCUCCGCAGGAGAAGACCAGGAAGACGUGUAUGGCGGAGACUUCCAACCGAUCAUGGAAGGGCUGGACGAAGACGACGGCGGCGGCGACGAGGAGCUGUGUGCCGCGACGACGGCAGGGGGAGGAGCGAAGAAGCGCCGGCUGAGCACGGAGCAGGUCAGAGCUCUGGAGAAGAACUUCGAGGUGGAGAACAAAUUGGAACCGGAGCGCAAGGUGCGGCUGGCCAAGGAGCUCGGCCUUCAGCCCCGGCAGGUGGCCGUCUGGUUCCAGAACCGCCGAGCCCGGUGGAAGACCAAGCAGCUGGAGCACGACUACGCCGCCCUCAGGACCAGCUACGACGCGCUCCGCCUCGACUUCGACUCCCUCCACCGCGACAAGGAAUCGUUGCUCUCGCAGAUAGAUGAUCUGAAGGCGAAGUUGGCCGAAACCGAGGGCUUGAGCUUGAGCUUCUCUUCCUCGGCGAAAGAAGGGCCGGCGGUCCCCGAAACCGCAGCCAAAGCCCCGGAAUCGGAGGACCCACCGGCUGCGAUCUGCAAGGACGGAUCGUCGUCCAGCGACUCGAGCGCCGUCGUGAACGACGCAGCCAUAGCCAACGACGAGAACAGCCCUCAGUUGACCACAGCCUCCGAUAUGUUUUCGGCAGCGACGGCAGGGGCGUCCGGGGAACUCGGCAGCGAUUCGUCCAUGUUGCUGAAUUCGGACUCGAGGCCGAGGUUCUUCUGUCAGCACCACGAGGUCUUGAAGAUGGAAGAGGAAGAGCUCCUCUGUGAGCCCUGCUGCAGCUUCUUCUCCGACGAGCAAGCGGCGACGCUCAACUGGUACUACUCCGACCAUUGGAACUGAGACUCUCGAGUGUGUGUAGGGGGGGGAGGAGCCGAGAAUAAUAUCCAAAAAUUGGAGGGUCUUUUCAUAAAAGUUUUGUUAAAUACGAUUGUAUGUACCACUCGCUUCAAAUAUUAUAUUUUGUAGAGCCAAAACAAAACAAAACAAAAUCUUUGAGCCCUAAGAA